AUGCCUCAUCAGGAGCCGGCCCCUGUGGCCAAGACGAACUCGUCCGACUUCACCAAGCUGUCUUCCAGCCUUCCCUUUGGCCAGAGGGUUCCUCUCUCCUCCAUCUCCGGCCCGACCUACGUGACCGCCCAGCUUCUCGUCCAGCAGAUCGCCUACAAGCUGUCCGACAAGAUCUUCUCCUACUCCCCCGAGACCUUCGACCUCGACAUUGCGCUCAAGGACUGGGCCUCCCAGAACGAGAAGAACAUCCACGGCUACUCCACCGACGUUCUGCCACUCCAGACCCGAGUCGGCGCUGGUGCUCUCGCCCUUGGCUACAUCUUCUCCCCCGACUUCGAUGUCUCCAAGCGACACAUCCCCCAGUCUCUGGUUGCGCCCUCGGGCAGCCUCCAGCAGCUGCGCGGAACCCUCGACCAGCUGUCCCUCCUCUAUGGAGUCUCCAGCCCCUUCGUCGCCCAUAUCGCCGCUCUGGACUACUCGGACAGCAAGGGCCUGAUCUCCAACUACGAUACUGCUCUUCGCAUUGCUGAGGAUCUCGGCCUCGGCCUGGUCGCCAGCACCUCUACCUACGAGGCCCAGCACAUGUCCGUCUUUGCCACUCUCCUGGCUUCUCUCCUGCCUACUCUUCACAUCUAUGAUGGUGUUCGUGUCGCCAGGGAAACUCUCCGCGUCGUUGAUGCCCUGAGCGAGAACGGCGUCGCCGAUCUGUACACCAAGCUCUCCGCCGAAGUCGGCAAGCUCAACACCCGCCUCGACACCGCUGGCAAGGCUGUUGAGCUGCUCAAGCUCUUCAACGAUGAGCUUGGCACCGUCUAUGAGCCGUUUGAGUACCACGGCCAUGAGACCCCUGAUGUCGUCCUCGUUGCCUUUGGCAGCGUUGAGUCCCAGGUCACCAAGCAGGUCCUGGCCAAGCUUUCUGCCGAUGGCGCCAAGGUUGGUGUCAUCAACGUGCGAAUCUACCGCCCCUUCAUCGAGGAGGCUUUCCUGAAGGCCAUCCCCGCCUCUGCUCGCACCAUUGCUGUUCUUGGCCAGGUCAAGGAUGAGCUUGCCGUCGAGGAUGAGGCUACUCAGUCCGCCCUCUACAGCGACGUUCUCACCACUGUUGCCUUCUCUGGCAAGUUUGACAGUGAGCCUGAUGUUCUUGACAUCAAGUACACUCCCGCUCAGGCCUUCACUCCUCAGGGCUUGGUCAACACCCUGCACAAGAUCUUUGGCAACGACGGCGAGGCCAAGAAGCUGCCUUCUCUCGUCCAGGCUCAGCAGUUCACCUUCUGGGAGCUCGAUAACUCACCUGCCAUCAACUCCCCCAGCGUCAUUGGUAACCUCCUCUCCAAGGAGUCUACCUCCAACGUCUACGUCAAUGAGGUCUUUGACAACCUUACCCAGGGCGGUAUCGUCCGCAGUGACCUCCGAGCCUCCAAGAAGGCUCUUGAGGCCCCUUACGACAUCAACGAGGCCAGCACCAUUGUUGUUGGUGAUGAGAAGAUCCUCAAGGAGGUUGAUAUCAUUAGGGGUCUCGCCGAUGGCGGCAAGGUCAUUAUCAAGCUCUCCAACUUCAAGGAUGACGAGGUUGAGAAGCGACUCCCUGUUGCUUUCCGCAAGGGACUACAGGAGAAGGCCGCCGAGCUCUACAUCCUGGACGCUUCUUUCUCCCCUGCUUUCGAGAAGGAUCCUCUCUUCGCUAAGCUGCUUCUCGAGCUGUCCUUCCUCAAGGUUGCUCUCCCUGACAUCUCCCCCAAGGAGAUUGGACAGUACAUCCUUGCUGAGGGUCAGGCCCCUACUCUGGAUGAGGCCACUGAUGCCAUCGGCCAGUGCCUCCGCCAGUUCGAGGUUCCCGCUGCCUGGGCCGAGGUCGAGGCUGACUUUGUCAACCCCAACCUCCCCCGUACCAUCCAGAGCAACAGCUUCGUCGCCCACCAGAAGGAGGAGGUCGAGGAGACCCUUGAGCUCCGUGACUGGCAGGUCGCCGCCAAGUCCCUUGCCUUCAAGGAGGCUUAUGGCACCAAGACUGCCCUCCGGCCUGACCUCUCUGUCAAGACUGCCACCAUCACGGUCAAGGAGAACCGACGUCUCACUCCCAUGGACUAUGACCGUAACAUCUUCCACAUCGAGUUCGACCUCGGCGACUCAGGCCUUACCUACAAGAUUGGUGAGGCUCUGGGCAUCCACGCCGAGAACGACGUGGAGGAGGUCAACCAGUUCAUCGAGUUCUACGGCCUCAACCCCGCCGAGCUGGUCCAGGUGCCUUCUCGCGAGGAUCCUUCUCUGAUGGAGGUCCGCACCGUCUACCAGGCUCUUGUCCAGAACGUCGACAUCCUCGGAAAGCCUCCCAAGCGCUUCUACGAGGCCCUUGCCGAGUUCGCCACCGACGAGACGGAGAAGAAGAAGCUCGAGGCCCUUGGCGGACAGGAGGGUGCCGAAGACUUCAAGCGCCGAUCCGAGGUGGACACCCUCACCUAUGUGGACAUCCUGGAGGAGUUCAAGUCGGCUCACCCCAGCUUCCACGACCUUGUUAAGAUUGUCAGCCCCCUGAAGCGCCGAGAGUACUCUAUCGCCUCUGCCCAGGCUGUCACUCCCAACUCGGUGUCCCUGAUGAUUGUCGUGGUCGACUGGGUCGACCCCCGUGGCCGCACUCGAUAUGGCCAUGCCACUCGCUACCUCAGCCGUCUGCCGGUCGGCGCCAAGCUCACUGCUUCGGUCAAGCCCUCGGUCAUGAAGCUCCCCACCAAGGACACUGCUCCUCUCAUCAUGGCUGGUCUCGGAACUGGUCUCGCUCCCUUCCGUGCCUUUGUCCAGUACCGUGCUAUGCAGAAGGCCCAGGGCAAGGAGAUCGGCUCCAUCCUCCUGUACCUCGGUUCGCGUCACCAGCGCGAGGAGUACCUCUACGGAGAGGAAUGGGAGGCCUACUUGGCUGCUGGCGUCGUCACUCUUAUCGGCUCUGCCUUCUCUCGUGAUCAGCCUCAGAAGAUCUACAUCCAGGACCGUAUGCGCCAGACUCUUAAGGAGAUCGCCAAGGCUUACAUCCAGGAUGAGGGCAGCUUCUACCUGUGCGGUCCUACCUGGCCCGUUCCUGAUGUGACCAAGGUGCUCGAGGAGGCCAUCGCCCACGAGGCCAAGGCUGCGGGCAAGAAGAUCGAUCCCCGCAAGGAGAUUGAGAAGCUCAAGGAGGAGGGACGAUAUGUCCUCGAGGUCUACUAG
Molecule: messenger RNA, 3198 nt
Organism: Fusarium keratoplasticum
Lineage: Eukaryota; Fungi; Ascomycota; Sordariomycetes; Hypocreales; Nectriaceae
Product: FAD-binding FR-type domain-containing protein
Exons: 1
Coding region: 1-3198 (1065 amino acids)
Cellular component (GO): cytosol
Molecular function (GO): FMN binding; sulfite reductase (NADPH) activity; flavin adenine dinucleotide binding
Source: RefSeq, a predicted model, not a curated record